AUGGUGAUGGUGUUCAAGGAUCUACAAAGAGACGCCGGAAAGGAGAGACCGUUCCGCUUGGACAAAGAUGGCAAUCCUAAGCAGCAGGGGUGCAUUGCCUGCUACAAGGCAAUCACAGAAGGCUGCAGCAAGGAGUGGGAUGACGGCAUCAGGAUCUACCAUGACAAGUCCCACCCAGAGAAUUCACAAGUGCGCAGGGACGCAGAUGAGUCCACCCUUUGCCAGGAGCGUCCAGAAGCUGGCAAGGAAGUCAACUUCAAGCCGCCAAGCCAAGUUUGUACUACUACAAGCACUGGCCGCACCCACUACUAUGAGUGUGCCUUCAUUGGGGAGGCAGAGCUGGUCAAAUUCACAGGGCUUGGACACAAAGCGUUGAAACUCGAGAUGGUGAGACGCCAGAACGAAGACGGCUCAGGCACGUCCGAAGGCAUUUACAUCUCAUUUGCAGACUUGGGACCUUUGCCGCUCAAUGAGGUUUUAGCAUUGAGGAGAACAAGGGUUUGGAUUGAUGAGACCCAGAACCACACACAGGAGAUUUUGGCUCCUGCCAACCAGAUGUGCAAGAACCAAGGCAAGAAUGUCUUUGGCCUUGCACGGGAGGCUGAGGUUCGAAGCAGGCCUUCACAUUUGACCAGCAGUGGCCGAGACUACCUGCCGACCUUGACUUCUUUGAUCGACAAAGCCAACAAGAUCAUUGAACAACGAAGAGAAAAGGCGAACAAAGCGACAGUGAAGGGAGAAGGAGAUGAGAAUGAUGAUGGGGGCACCCCUGCAAUCGACUUAGAAGAUGAGCAAGACGGAAUUUGUUUGGGCAACCAGGCAGCCGAGGCCAAUCAAUCUGCACCCAAGAAAUCCCAAGCGAGAAAAAAAACAGCAAAGAAAGGAGGACAAGAUGACCGCUCACCCAGCCCCAGAGCACGAAAAACGUCAUCAAGUGCUGCCGUGGGCAAGUCGCACUAUGAGGCUAGGAUGGACCCGGAGACAGCAAAGAAGCUUAAAGAACAGGACCCUGACUUGAGCGAGGUGGCAAAUCGGCUGGGCUACGUUCCAGAGUCUUUCUUCAAGAUUUCGAUCGACGCCUGCUUCCUUCAAAAGAAUGGCAGAUCGAUUUAUCAGGCUCGACGAGUUCUGUCCCGCUUGGAAGACGCCGGAGCCCGGCAAGCAUUGACAUUGCGACAGAGGAUCAAGUACUGCGACUUUGCCCAGGUUCUGGCCAAUCUGCUGAGCAAGAAUCCGAAGACCAUUCCAACUGAUGCAAAGGUGCGAGAAGCCUUGAAUGGAUUGGCCCAGCAGAAUACCACAGUGCCGUUUGAGAUCCAGCUGGCAAUCACAGAAAAAUAUGCCAAAGACACCCUGGCAAGCGUGCAGAAAGCUUGGGAAAAAUACCACAACACAGAAGAGGAGGAACACCGCAGUGAAGCCGAGACUAUGUAUCGAGAAUUCGUUGACCUGAUCAUUCCAUUCCCAGAUGGAGAUGAGCGAGCCGAUGAAUUUGACCCCGUCAAACCCAGGAUCUCAUCAUUGAUUUCCUUCCUGCAAGAUGCAGAACAGUCACAGCUGGUGGAGAUCAAGUACAACCCCACCAACCAGGCUUUUGACCCUGAUGCCAAGAGGGGAGAGGAAGCGGAAGACAAAGAGGAGGAGGAGGAAUUAUCACGUGCAGAUCUUAUCGAGCACAUGUGGAAGGACGGACCUGACAACCAAUUCAUGUUGAACUGGCAGGCUCUUGCAAAUUGCAUUCAUGAAAGCCUGGCUUGCGAUUGCUUCGUGCAGAUGAUGGAGAACCCCGAGGUGCAUGCUCCAGUCAUCGAGGCUCUCUUGGUGAAGCUGGUAAAAGGAUUGACUACGGACCGUGCGGUGAAAGACCUCGCCGCAAUCAAUGACACGAGUCCCUCCAAUGUGCCGGACGUCUACCAGUGCCUUCUUGAAGUUGGCAAAGCCUUGCUAGCCGUGCUGCUGGUCAGCCCAGAGGCAUUUGGAGUGAGUGCAAAAGAUUUGGUUCCACUCAGCAGUUCAUCAUCGGGCUCUACCACAAUCUUCAAGUUGCUUUCGAGCGUCAUGAUUGUCAUGCAGGACUCGCAAUGGUGGGUGGAAGCUUUGACAGAAACCCGCAGAGUGGCUGGUAGCUCAAAGGAAUGGUAUCCCAAACUCACGGCUCACACAGAGGCGAUGUCAAAUGCGCUGGGGCAGUGCGAGGAUGCAUCGGCCAUUCCUGCAUUUGUGGCUUGCAUCGGCGAUUUGGCAGAUAUUCAAGACAACUUGAAAACUGGUGCCACAGAUGACUUGGUCCAGCAUCUUCCGGUGCUUGCAUCCAAGUUGGGCAAGUACGCGAUUCACUGCAAAGAUCCCAGCGAGGUUGACAUUCAGCAGGUGGAGCAGUUCAUUGAAUGCUUGCAGUUUUUUGAUCACGAUCGUGGUCUCAUGUCCCUUCGGCAAGAUCUGAAAAAGUGGCAUGCGAAGACGCAGCGGGAUGCUGUUUGGAAGAGCGCGCAGCAGCUGCUGCAAACAGCUCGUCAGGAUCAUUCGUCUACUGGGGAGGUGAAGUAUGACUGGCAGAAGUUUGAAGCUUCCAUGCUCAAAUUGGACGACCUUCCUGCAGAGUUGCUGGAGACUUUGAGCGGUGAUGGACUUUACUUCUUGCUUGAGGGCGUGCGACAGCAGGACGGCUUGGGUGGGGUUGUUUGCAGUGUUGGUUCUUUGUCCGGGCCCGUGUCAAGUUUGAACUUUGAACUAUAA
Cladocopium goreaui is the source of this 2736-nucleotide messenger RNA. Lineage: Eukaryota; Dinophyceae; Suessiales; Symbiodiniaceae. The record is from the annotation of a GenBank genome assembly.